This is a messenger RNA of Varroa destructor (honeybee mite), 3669 nucleotides long. The record is from RefSeq and is a predicted model, not a curated record. Lineage: Eukaryota; Metazoa; Arthropoda; Arachnida; Mesostigmata; Varroidae.
GCGACUUCCAUAUUGCCAUUGCAAUAUUGCAGCCAAACCUAUUUCUCCCUCUCCUUUCAUUACGCGGCAUGCACUCGCCCAAAUGGUAGCACUUCAAUCCUAGUCGACCCGAUACGCUUAAUUUAGUAGUUAGAUCCUGCAACAUUAAGUCAGACGGGUGUAAAACGGACCCGUUGGGUCGAGGCAGUUGUGUUUGCCCAUACUGUGCAUGGUAUAAUGUUCGGUUGUUUUGCUUAUUUCUGUGCAGCAGCGAUGUGCAGUGUACAACGGAAUAUUAAGUGGGAGUGAUGGAGAACACGUAGCCGUCAUUUUAAGGAUCUCUAUAACCAGCUGAACCAAGGCUUAAGUUAGUGAAAUGACGACCGAUCAAACAGAGCGAAGCAUGCGGGACAACUUAACAGAUAACAAAGACGAAUAACUUUGCUACUAAAUAUAACGACAACUCGACCUCUCGUAUCUAACGCCUGCUAACGUCUUAAUCGGUGAAGUUCGACAAAAGCCUAUGCCAUGUCUUCAGUAUUUUAUACCGUAAUUGAUCACGUCGUCUACCCAAUAAAUCAUGCAUUGUUCUACGCCUUCAACGGAAUCACUGAGCUUUUCUAUCAUGCGGGUCUCGGAGGUAUGGGUCGUUACUAUAUUCCAUUUAUACACAUGGCAUUCUUAUCUGUAUUUGUUACUCGGCCGGAAAUUCGAGAUUACAACACCAAGCGGAUUCCCAUUGAGACCAAUCACAAACUCUUGAGGGCGUCAUAUGACUUCAUCAUUGUAGGAGGCGGAAUGGCCGGCUGUCUAGCGGCCAACCGGCUUUCACGGCAUUAUACGGUUCUUCUUAUUCACGGACCAGGCGCACUGCCAAAUAUCCUAACGCGAGUUCCUCUUUUGAAUGCAUUGAAUCAGGCCGAGCCUUCGCAUGAUUUCCGCUAUGUGGCUGAACCUUCAGACAUCAAUCUACAAUGGAAGACGCACGCCAUUACCUAUAACAGCGGCAAAACAUUGGGAGGAUCAGCAAUUUUAAGCGCCCACGUGUAUUCAAUGGGCCGAAAGGCGGAUUUCGACGAAUGGAUUCAAGUCUAUGGAGCAACUGGUUUCGAUUAUGACACCUUAGGAAAGUAUGCAAAGAGGCACACAAAAGCUCAGGGCACAGUGACGGGGCUUCCAUUGUACGGAACUUCAGGCGAGCUACAUGUCGAUCACGCAGAUACCCCAAAUUACUACAUGAAAUAUAAACAGUCAUUUCUGAAAGCAGCUGCAUAUGUAACUGGCACACAGAUCGUUCGCGAUCAUAAUGAAGAGCUCCUGGGCUUUGGGAGUGCAACGCAUGCCGUAGAGAAGCACACCGGGUUCAUAAGUACUCCGGUCAGGGCAUUUCUUGAGCCGAUUGCCUAUGACGAGGACCGUCGAAACAGGCUGCAUAUCAUUCUUGAGUCAAUGGUCGAACGAGUAGGUAUAAUUAAGAGGCAUGACGGUAAGCUUGCCGCUCGAGGAGUCAUAGUUAAAAUGAAAAAUAGAGCGAGGCGAUACUUUUUCGCCCAUAAAAAAGUCAUUUUAGCGGCAGGUGCCGUUCGUACGCCACAAAUACUCAUGCUUUCUGGCAUUGGACCUCUGGACGAACUCACCAAAUGGAAUCUUCCGCUUCUUCUGCACCGAGAAGGGGUCGGUCGAAAUUUACACGACCAUUAUGACCUAGGUACAGCGCUAGUUGUGUUUCCAAAGGGCAAAGGCUUUGUAGAUGUUGCCUUCAGUGAUCUGGUGCAGUUUUUUCUAACUGGAACAGGUGCAAUAAAAAACCCAUACGCUGUUAAUGCACUAGGAUUUUUCCGAAGCAAGAACACCUCCUACUCAACAUGUAUUACUCAGGAGACGUGUCAACCCGAUUUCGAAAUUCUCGUUCAUACAUGUGCCCCCAACCAUCCUGCGGGAGGUUCAACCCUACGCGCAGCUUACAUUACGACGUCCGACUUGAACAAAUACUUUAUUAACCAGAAUGGCGGAAGUCUUUUAACACCCAAGGAAGCGAUUCUGUUCACGCCGACAAUACUACACCCAGUUACCCGAGGGCGCAUUAAGCUUCGUGAUUUUGAUAUUGAUUCUAACCCGCGAAUCUUUUUGAACGUUCUUAGCAAUGAGCGCGACCUUCAAAUGGCCGCCGAGCUAUAUUUAACUGCUCGCAAAAUUGGAAUUCUCGCCUACGCUAAGCUUGGCGGUAAAUGGAUGGAUGUGCGACAAGAAGGCUGUCACGGUCCUGAAGACUCGUUUAGGUACGCACGUUGCGCCGUUCAGCACUUUCUUAAGACGGCUUGGCAUCUUGGCGGAACAGCUCGAAUAGGUCAACCUCACGAUCCGUUUGCAGUGGUAGAUACCCAUUUGAAUGUAAUCGGAGUCGACAAUUUAGCAGUCAUUGACGCCUCCGUAAUACCAGCCCCUGUCAGCGGUCAUAUGCUCGCCACGAUCGCAUCGAUAGCCGAGAAGUUCUGCGACGAAGUGCAUAGAGGAAUCGCAUAGGGAACAAUUACUGGUUUACAUUUUCGUAAACGAAAAGAAAAUACUACAUCCGCUGACGAGAUGCUGUUUAGGGGCUACUUCAGCAAUCGAUGGGAAAUUGCUGCUUGAAUAAAAUGAAGUUCGAUAUGCUCAGAAAAUACAUCUCUCUCGAGCCAAACCCGUAACAAAGAAAUCGCGGUUAACGAAUCACCCGCACUCACUCCUCGCCUAUACGGGUAAACUUGCCAAAUUAACUAGUAUUAUUUAUAAAACUAUCUCUAUCCUUUAUUGAUUAAUUCCAACGCUUAGCAACGUAGUUCUAAAUAACUUCAGUUGCCCUGCUGCUUUAAUUCGUUGCCUCAUCCAAGCCAAGCACCUAUUAAACAGAUCGAUCAAUGAUCAGGCAUUUGCGACGUCGAAUUUAUACCAGCAUUGUUACAGGGUCCUCAGUCAGGAUGCCUACCCGCCAUAAGUUAAUAGUGUGACGUUCGACAAAAGCUGAAGAUGUUUUUUUCUUCUGAUCGGCCCUAUAUUCUAAAUUGAAUUACUCGUUGCCUUGGUAGUUCAAUUUAGUUAAAUAUAACUAAAUACGGUUGAAUUUUGCAAGCUGUUAUACCUGCCUGUAACUGUUUGUGGUAAAACGCGUUACAAAUUAUUUGUUCGUCUCCCUGACCCCUCGCUAGAAGUACAAGUCUAGACUGUAUGGCUCCUUCAUGUUCAUAUCAGAAGAAUUUAUGUUGGCUUCAGAAGCUUCAGUAGCGCCAGCUACUGAAGCCAACAUAAAUUAAAUUUUAAUCGCAUUGAUAUGAUAGUAAUGUUUCUACUAAAUUAAGAGCAGGUAGUUUUGUCAGGCACGAGCUCAUAUUCAAGAAAUGUCUUCAUUACCAAGAAAAAUUGAUUAUCUGAUCACGCCACAGUUCUGCUAAGACGCAAAUACAUCUGUGAUAUUGUUGUAUUUGUUAUAAAUUUGUUUUAUUGUUGCUUCAGAUAUCGGAUUAGUGCUACACACGAAAAUGGAAGGUAAUUUUAUUAAUAUUUAUUGCAUCGAAACAAUAUUCCAAAGAUCACAUGUUAUCCAGUAUUCUUCUUUGAUAAGAAACAUCGAUCGGCGUCAGAAACCGGCUGAGACAGUGGUAAUUGUAACUGUAGGUCGAGCGAGACGAAUAAUUGUAGACUAAUUUAAUAGAG